Penicillium cataractarum is the source of this 819-nucleotide messenger RNA. Its product is annotated as sulfotransferase family protein. Lineage: Eukaryota; Fungi; Ascomycota; Eurotiomycetes; Eurotiales; Aspergillaceae. The record is from RefSeq and is a predicted model, not a curated record. The transcript has 3 exons. Bases 1 to 819 code for a protein of 272 amino acids.
AUGGAAGAGCCUAAAGAACAGAAACGGUGGAGGGAUCCGUUCGCUGGGGAGCCACCUAAUGACCCGACUCGCACUCUACAGGUAAUCGCAGCUGGAUUGCCUCGCACUGGGACAAUUUCCCUCACGCUCGCUCUGUCGUGGGCUCUCCACGGCGAUGUUUGCCAUGGGGGCUCAGCUUGUUUGAGGGGGAAAGAGCAUAUCAUCAAAGGAUGGACAAAAGUCUUGGACCCGGGGAAAGGCGUUUCACAGGAGGAAGUUGACGAUACUUUGAAGGAAUUGCUGGCCGGAUAUGUCGCGACAACCGAUGCUCCAGCGAUAUUCUUUGUUGAGGAACUAGUUCGGUUGUACCCAGACGCGAAGGUCGUUUGUACAGUUCGCGAGCCCAACCGGUGGUGGGAUAGCUAUCAGGAGCUGAUCAACACACUCGACAAUCCAUUGUUUAUUCUCUUACAGCUGGUUCAACCUACGUUGAGGUACUCACUGGCAUGGAAAUUGGCAAUUCUGAAGCGGAGAAGGAAGAUCUAUCCCCCAGAAUUUGAGCCAUUGGGUCCUCAUUUUAUGGAAAUCCACUCCGACUACCUGAAGCGAGUUGUGCCAGAGGAUCGACUAUUUUUCUUCAACAUGAAGGAUGGCUGGGAACCGCUGUGUAAAUUCCUGGACGUCCCAGUGCCCGAGAAGCCAUUUCCUCAAGUACACGAUCGAGCUUCGAUGAAAUCUAGCUGGGCGCCAUACUGGUGGAGGGGUGCUGCAAUAUGGUUGACCAUCUUAGCUGCGGGUUAUGGACUUAGCAAAGCUGUAUCAUAUGCUAGAACGCAUUAA